AUGGACCCACGGCGCACGACGUACGCCCAAGUCCCAUACACGGUCUACGACCCGCGCCAGGCGACGUUGUCCGACCGUACGCUCGAGGAAGGAUUCUACCAAGCCCCUCAAGCUUAUGUCCCGUCGCGUGUGGACGCGGCGGAAGCGCAGGUCGGUGGCCGUGCCGUUAGGCAGCAGGCGCCUCCCCGUGGUCCGGAGACGUUCGGACAUUUGGAAGGGUAUCCGCAAGGCGCAGCCUACGGCGGUCACCCCAUGCAGCCCGCGCCGAUGGCGCAAGGGCCGGCCUACGCACCCGGGUUUGCGGGUCCGUCUGGCCAAGCGUACGCGCCGGCGCUGCCGACGGAUACGUACGCGGCGUCGAUGUCGGUGCCAACAACGAGCAGCGGGUCGUCGGAGACGAUCACAUUCGGCAGCUCGGGUCAUCACGGGCCGCAUGGAAGCAGCUCGGGACCGCGUGGCACGUACCACCAUCGCCAGACGUUGUCUACCAUCAUCAACAACGGCCAUCGUGUGACGCAGCCGGUGCACCAGUACACGUCGUAUCAUGUGCAUCACACCCAUGUGCCCCAACCGCAGCCGGUCAACGCGCAGUGGGCCCACGAAGAGCAGUUGCGCAUAUGGGCACGCGCACGAGAAGAGACCGAGCGGGCAAUGGCGCAAGAACGGGCCCGGCUGGAUCACGAGCGUCACGCCAUUCAGGCGGCGGCGCACCACGAAGCUCAAGCGCUCGCGGCGCGUUUGCAACAAGAGGCGGCGCUGCAAGUGCAGCAGGGCGCGUAUGAGCUCUCGCAACAAGCCGCGGCCUUUCGCACGGAGGUCGAGCGUGAUACCCUUGGGUACCUCGAUGCGCGUCAACGUCAAGUUUACGAGCAAGCGUCCGCGGCCUUUGCCCACGAAAUGCAGGCGCAAAGAGCACUGGUACAAGAAGAGAUGCGCGUGGAACGAGAACGCCUCGCCGAGCGCGAAGCUCACAUGCAGGCCUACUACGUCAACGAGCUCCAGCGCCUUACUGCCGCUCGCGAUGCUGCGCCGGACACGCCCUCGGCGUCCGGGGAUCUCGCCCGUGCGCGCCAGGACCCGUUGCCAGCGUCUCCUCCGUCUCCCAAUGUCUUCAUGGGGGAGGACCGGUGUCUCCCGCGCCGCCGUUUGUUUUCUUGUCUCCACGACCGAUGCCCGCGGCUCCUGUGAC
Saprolegnia parasitica CBS 223.65 is the source of this 1189-nucleotide messenger RNA. RefSeq lists its product as hypothetical. The coding region runs from base 1 to 1188 and encodes 395 amino acids. NCBI's taxonomy places the organism in Eukaryota, Oomycota, Saprolegniomycetes, Saprolegniales, Saprolegniaceae. The record is from RefSeq and is a predicted model, not a curated record. The transcript has a single exon.